This is a messenger RNA of Daldinia caldariorum, 2785 nucleotides long. RefSeq lists its product as uncharacterized. The transcript is spliced from 2 exons. The coding region runs from base 466 to 2337 and encodes 623 amino acids. The record is from RefSeq and is a predicted model, not a curated record. Lineage: Eukaryota; Fungi; Ascomycota; Sordariomycetes; Xylariales; Hypoxylaceae.
AGAUUCGAGCAGCAUAGCAUAAGACCCGACAUCUCAAAUACCUAGGUACGCUAGUGUACCUAAGUACCGAGGUCAGGGGUACACUUCCAAAGCGCCAUAGGAACCAGCCAGGAAACUUUACCUACCUAAGACGGCUAGAUCGAGAAAAAAAAGGGUUUAACGUUGUUCCGUUAGCUCAGGGCCUCUGCCCUGCCCAGGUGCUCUGAGCACCUCCUGCGCCUGGACAACACGCCCAACACGCCCAGCACGUCCACAGAGGCUGAGAGGGCGGCCCCACAUCAAAUUAAUUAAUCUUUACGACGCGUUUUCUUUCAAGCGCCCCGCCAAGCAUCAAACUAAGAGCUGAAUGAAAUGGGAAUCGGUACCUACAACUUUGUAACUAUAUGCCCAUGUUAUUUCUAAUAAGUAUCGAUGAAAUCUAUCGUAGGUUUGUUGUACCGACGGAUCAGCAUAUAGUACCUAGAUAUGUCGACGUCCCGGAAUCGGGAUAUCAGAGGCUUCUUCGGCAAAGCUGCCGGCCGCAGUAAUGAUCCUCAAUCCCAGUCGGCCUCGUCUUCAGAACCGGUCCGGGAUCCGCAGCUCUCAUUUUCAUCCCCUACAACACCACGGAAACCCACUCCGAAGCUGCGUGAUCGGACCGAUGAAAUUAAAGGGUCCGACGAUGAAGACGGUGACUCGGACGACUCAUUAGAGUCGAUAUCCGCGUUCAUCCAACGGAAAAAUGGUCCCUCUCCUUACCAGAGAGACUCAAAUCUAACAUCCACACCAAGGGCAAAGAGGAUAGCUUCCAACUCAUCUUCUCUGCUCAAGUCGCCUUUGACACUACAGCCUAAGCACAAAUUUGACUUGAAGUCGUUAAUCAACCAUGCUCGGCAGUCUGAUAGGGCAGAUGAGAGUGCGAGGAGGGCGGAUGAGCUCAUCAACCAGAGCGAAGAUGAUGACGACAAUGAUCAGAUUUUAACAGACGUACAAAAUGACCCAACGCUGUUACAAAAGACGGCUAAAGAACUUCUAAAGGACGAUGAGGAGGAUACCAAAGGUGAUAAGCUGAUGAGGGCUAUGAACCGCACCAAAAUCGAUGCGUCCCGUAGACUAUGUUACUUCUUUAGUCUUGAGCCGCCCUUAUUCAAGCCUCCUAGAAGUCCGUUCCCAGAAAAGGGGGCAAAGGGGUGUUGGCGAUGUCUUGCUAACUCGCGCACACGGGAUCAAGCCGUAAUACUCGGCUUACCGCAUGCCAUCGCUUCCAAAGGCAAGGCACUUCCAGAUGAGCUGUUCCUAUGGAUCCUAGACGAAGUCUGUGCCGAGAGAAACGUUCAGCUGCGUAUACAAUACUGCAAUCUAGUAACACUAUGUCCUGAUAGCAUCGCACGCCUCGUCACUGAGAAACGAUUAUACUCCAUGCUGGAGAGGAUGGACGGACCUAAAUCCCCUCAAAGCCAAAAUAUCACUAAGCUUGAGAGUUUCCCCAGAGUAGAAGAUCCGUACCCUGGAAGAGAUUGGUCGGGGCUGGUGACUUUCCUCGAACUCUUGAAGCGCAUGGCCCCGAACUUAAAGUCGCAGAACGCGAUAGGGGCUAUUAAACUACUGGUGCGGAUGGGACUUGACCCUCUCGUGAGCACGACAGUUCGCUCCGAACACUCCGCGGCAAUGGAAGCUCUUGUCACAAGAUUAUCGAAGUGGGAUGCAUCACAAUGGGACGAAGUCUGCGAGACAAUAUCUUCCUACCUCUACCAAAGUGUAGACGACCCUAUGCAUCAGGUCGUUCCUAUCAGCUAUAUGCCCAAGACAACCGCCAAGCUCCUCGACCUACGUCGACGCAUGGCCGCCGUAAUGCUGUUUCGGGACACGGCUCUGAGCAGCAGACCUGUUGACGAAAGUUUAACUCUAGCCAAGGUCAUGGAUCGACUCGACUCAGACGAUUUCCGUGUCAGGCCAACCACCGACUUCGAGAGCCUGCGUGCGCUAGUAGCACUUCUGGACAUCGCCAUCGGCGACGCGGGCUUUAUCAUGCAGCAGCACUCGGGAAACAACGAAGGGGAGGAGGACGCGGCUCGCAAAUUCGACAAGGACAUCGACGCGCUGACCUUCCGGCUCAAAGUGGUGCACGAUAAGAUCCACGACAGCACCCUGCUCUCCCGCAAGGUCACCAAGGCGUCCAUCGACCUGGUCGCUAAGCGGUUGACGUACGCGGUGCGCACGCGGCCGCCGCCCAAGACCAGCAUCUUCGACCCGGAGCCCAGGGAAGACGCUAAUAUACCUAAGCAGCGAGCGUUUAUGAAGAACUGGGCGCAGAAGAAGGCCGAGCGUAAUAAUACCGCCGCUACCGCCGCUAACUAGGUUAGGUAGGUGCCUACCUAGGUACCUACCUAACCUACCUACCUAAGUUAAUAGGAAAGUGGGAAAAAUAGAAGGAUAAUACGAUACGAACGUUGUGUAAGAGAGUACCUAACCUACCAGGUAGUUAAUUGAUAAUAUGGUGAGCUAAAAAUGGUGUGUUGUUUUUGUUGUUGUUUUUUUAUUGAUGCGGACUUUCCUGCAAACGCCCUUUUAAGAUAUACAGCAAGCAAGCAGCCCCUUUCUAGUGAGCACCAACAAACAAAUAAUCAACACGGGGAUUCUAGAUUUCCGUGCCCCCCAAAAAUGUGACUGACUGACUUGACUUGACUUGACUAUCCCUUUACAAGAGACCCUUUAAAAAAACGGGGGAGAACAAGCGUGACGCUGUUUAAGCAUACAUAUGUAAUCUCCUUCCUUUCUUAUCUAUUCUUCUUCCUUCUCUGAUUCU